AUGUCGGUGCGCGUAGACCAUCGCGAUCGCGAUAGAUUUUCUCGACAUUCUUCCCGCGCUUCCGUCGAUCACGCUUACCCAAGUAGCUCAACGCGAGAACACUCGUUCCGUUCUGUGCAUUCGGCCCGCGUGCCGCGAGUAUCUAGCGAUGAUUUGAUGGUGCCAGUGCGCACGCUACGAUCGGCUUCGUGUCGCGUAGCUCCAGGUGCACCGCAUCGCUUGCGCCGCCACCACUCAUCGGCAGCAGAAUGCGAGCGCGCACGCCGCUCUCGCCGCCAUACACUCGAGCUACCCAACAGCCGCGGCCCGAGCGUUCGCAGUCGAUCUCCUGAGCCGCCACCGCCACCGCCUGAGCCCGAAGUUCCCCCUGAGGAUGCCGGCAAGGAGGCUCGACGGCGACGCGUCGUAGCUGCCGUUGCUGCUUCCUUCUUCGCCCUUGCGCUGGCAUCAGUCCUCGUGGUGGUGGUGACGCUGACCCACAGCUCUGUGCUCCGCGCACACAACCAAACGGCCAAGUACUACACGUUCUCCGUGCCGCCGCACCAUCCUCUCAGUGAGCCCCGUUCAUGUUGCCCCACCGUCGCCCCUCCCGCUUCGCAUGCGACUGUCUCCGACCCUGAGUGCCAGGGGCUGCGAACGUCGCCGCGGUCGCUCGUCAGCAAGUCACCGCCACCAUAUGCGGUACUUAAAAUUGUCCAUACACACAUGAACAUCCCUUCAGGGGUCCAUGAUGACAUAUGUCGAGCAAGCUCGUUACACCACCAAAUCUGUACGAAUUAUAAAAAAUAA
This is a messenger RNA of Arctia plantaginis, 789 nucleotides long. The record is from the annotation of a GenBank genome assembly. NCBI's taxonomy places the organism in Eukaryota, Metazoa, Arthropoda, Insecta, Lepidoptera, Erebidae.